Molecule: messenger RNA, 801 nt
Organism: Lactuca sativa (garden lettuce)
Lineage: Eukaryota; Viridiplantae; Streptophyta; Magnoliopsida; Asterales; Asteraceae
Source: RefSeq, a predicted model, not a curated record
AUGGAAGAAUAUACUGGUUACGUCCUUCAAAUCAAACCGAAUGCGAAGCUUUCAAAGAGAAUAUUACAAAAUGCGCUCAACUCUAUAACUCGACUUCUUCAAGAGUCUGAAAAGAAAGAGCCAAGAAAUCUUAUGAAGCUUCUCGAUAAAUCUACUAGAUUCAAUGGAGUAGUAGAGUUCGAAAAUGAUGGAGUUCCACCUUUACAUCCAGAAGAAACCCAGAAUUAUUGGAGCCUAGUCGCACUAACAUUAACAGCCAUUGUUCUUGCGCUUCCUAAUAUUGCAAACUGCCAUGUCAAGGGGUUACUUUCAAGUAUGAAAGAAGGUCUUCAAUUUGUAAGAAAUAUCGAAGAAAUCCUCAAUGCAAACGAAGAAUUGGUAAAGGCAAGAGAAGCAGCUAGACACGUAUGGACAGACGUUGAAGUAUACUGCAAGUGGCUACAAAUUGAUCUUCAAAAGAAGACUCGAAAUGGAAAAACUUCAAAAGAGAUUCUUCAGUGGUUGGGUGAAGAAGCAGCAAAAACUGUGAUACAGUUCAAGACAAGGAAAAAUGUAAGUCUAGAUCACUCACCUUGUAAGUUCACUCCUGCAAGCUCCAUGUACAUAAUCAGCCAAACCAUACUGCUUCACUGCAAUGAGCAAGAAAAUUGGCCAACAGAUGAGGAACUUUUUGAGUGGAUAGCAACCAUAAUCACAGAUCUGCUAUGUGCUUGCUUUACCAAAUUGCCACGUGUCAUAACCAUGAGGUGUUAUGAUGAUGCAAUAGAGAAAAGGGAAGAUAGCAUCCGAACAGCGGGGUAG